Messenger RNA from Rubroshorea leprosula, 1485 nucleotides. The record is from the annotation of a GenBank genome assembly. Lineage: Eukaryota; Viridiplantae; Streptophyta; Magnoliopsida; Malvales; Dipterocarpaceae.
CCUCUUCCCUUACCAAACAUCCCUAGGGAAACGGUCAUCAAGAUAAGAAUCGAAAUAUCCAAUGGCCUAGAUUUGAAGAAAAGGUCAAGCGCCAACCCGGGGGAUUUAUUACAAACCGGUCCUCUAGGCGAACGCGUGGCCUGCUAAAAUCACGUGUCAAAUUUCUGUAGCAGUGUACCUUUUCCCUCCUAAAAAUCCGACGGCCCAGAUUCAUUUCCGCCAAGCAUAUCGUUUUAGCGGCGGACCGAAGAGCUUGCACCGUCUUAAUUCUAAACUUGGUUUGAUUUCUUGUCUUUUUACGGUCUCCUCCGAGACCUAUCUCUUUCAUAAACCAAAAAUCUUUACUUGUCUUCGAUCGGAGUUUGGUUCUCUGUUUCCCUGUCUGUCUUAACCUCGACAGAUAUUCUGAAGAUUUCCGGUAUGUUCCGUCUGAAAAUCCUUAUCUGUUGAAGGUUUCUGGGGAAACUAACGAGUAAAUUUUACAGAAACAGAAACGUUUUUUUUUUUUUUUUGAACGAUGCUUUUAAGAAGCGCUUCCACUCCGAUCCUAAAACACCCACAAUCGCCGACGGCGUUGGACGGUGCCGGGAACCUCUUUCUAAACCGACCCAUUUCCUUGACGGCAUCACCCAUCAAUAAACUUGAAAGAACAGCGUCUGAUGGUAACCUGAAGCUACUCACCAUUCCCAGAAGGAGGAAUUUCUGUACGAGUCACGUGGGGUCUCCGGUCGCGGUUAAAGAAGAGGGAAUGGGUGUGUUUGCCUCGAAGGAAGCGGCCGGCGGUGGGAAUGUUGGCGGCGGUGGCUUUAGUAGUGGUAGAGAUGGGUGUGGAGACUGGGGACGAGGAGGGGACAAAGUGGAGGAAUAUUACCAGAUGAUGAUAAAAAUGUAUCCCGGAGACUGCCUUCUUCUCGCCAAUUAUGCCAAAUACUUGAAAGAGGUACGAGGUGAUCUCUUGAAGGCUGAGGAGUAUUGCGCCAGAGCGAUUCUGGCGAAUGCAACUGGGGAUAUUUUGUCGAUGUAUGCAGAACUGAUAUGGAGUAAUCACAAGGAUGGGAAUAGAGCUAAGGCUUAUUUUGAGCAAGCUACAAAAGAUUCCCCUAAUGACUGUAAUGUUCAUGCGGCUUAUGCUCGAUUUCUCUGGGAUGCUGGAGUAGAGGAAGAAGAAGGGGAGGAGGAAUUUCAGUUCCCCAAGCUCUCUACAUUCCCACAAACACAAUUUUCCCACGACCAUUCUGUUACAGCUGCUUCUUGAGUUGGCUGAUCUGAUUGACAAUGGUGGUCGUCUGGCCCGUCUUCAUGUUUUCUCAAAAAAAGAAAAAAAAGAAAAAAAGGGUAAUUUCUAUUUUGUGCAGAGUAAGCAUACUUGGGUUCCAACUUCCAACAAUUUUCUACUAAUGUAAUUUGUCAAAUGUAACUUUCUUUUUUUGGAUAAAAUGCGAAAUUUCAUCUUCUUGCUUCUCUCCAUUUCACGCAAAGAAUUGC